AUGACCUCCGGCCUUGCCGCCAGCCAGACACAGGACACCAUCAGCAGAACUUCACUGCUCGGCCUUCCCGCCGAACUCAUCCAGCACGUCCUUUCUUUCCUCGGCCCCUUUGACCUCGCCAACGUCGCACAGACAUGCACCACUCUCCUGGGCCCGGCUUAUGAUGAUCAAAUCUGGCAGCCACGGGUGAAUAGCAACCUCGCCAAACCAAUCUCCACUCCCGGGCCUGCGGGCUCUUUCCGCGACUUGUAUAUCGCCCAUCACCCGCACUGGUUCUUGACCAAGAGUCGCUUCUGGUUUGGAGACUCAGAACCCAGUGGCAAACUCCUCUUGACACGCUACGAUCAACAGCGAGGAUGCAUAGAGGCAUACACCGUCGUGGCCCAACGCGGGACCCAUAGACUUACUUUCUGGGAGAAGGAUCGAGAAGUCAUCAUCCACAGCUUCGACCCGAAAGUAUCUCUGGAUCUCCAUCAACCCGUCAUCAGACUCAAUGUCGACAGUCCGAAGGCCAAGGAUCCUCCAAAUGACUACCCUAGCGAUCGGAGCUACGGUCCAGAGUCCCUCUACAGCCGAGAGACUUUGAUGCAGACAUUUGUGGAGUCGGGUCUGUACAGCUCCUUGAUGCUGUGUCGAAAUCUGCCUGAGAGUGCAGUUUCCGCAGGCUCAUACGUCUGGCCACCACUCCGCUUCCCUGCUUCUGGCCGAACCCGGAAUGUGAGCGGCGACGGCUAUACAUCCUCUGGCCAUCGACCCUCGCGAUAUUCCGAAGUCAGUCAGAACAGUUUCCGUCUUCGCAAAUGGGUCGAAUACACUGGCCGGCGCUCUCGACCCAACGUCAUCACCUUCAGCAAUUCUGGCGGCGGACUCUCCAUGGACAUGCCGCCUCACUUUUCCUACUCAAAUCCGACGGGCGCGGGAGGGGUCCUCUAUCAUAUCCCAGAGAGCAUCUCCACCUACGCCACUCUCCCGGAAUCUGUCUACACGCCCACACCUGCAAAACCUUGGCAAGGCAUCUGGUGCGGUGAUUACAGUGGCCAUGGCUGUGAGUUCCUCGUCGUCACCCAGCCUGACCCCGGUGCGGAGAAUCCUCUCCCGCGAGGCAUGGAUUGGCUGAGGCAGUGGUUCCGGAGCGGCAGGCGAGAAAGUGGUAGCAGCACAGCAAGCUUCGUCAGCGCUGUAGAACAUCAAGUGGAAAGCGCCGAAGAGGAAGCGGGCGUGACAUAUCCAGGCAGACAUGCCGAUCUUCCCAAGGACGAACCCAUGGCACAGGGCCACGAUGAGGUCCCCACUGGCCGUCUCGAAGCUAUCAAGUUGACGGGUGACAUCAAUGUCCCUCGCGGCGAAUACACCUUUAUAGCGCCAGACAUCGGUCCAGGAGGAUUCAUGCGUGUCGCAGACGAGGACACAUUCCGAGGAGCGCGCAUCGUGCGCAGUGCUGGACAUAUCGCCAGCAGAGGGUUCAGAGCUGGUGAGUCGCCUGCGAGAACGUGCCUUUGUGUUACAACUUUUUGCGGCUACUAACGAGAGUGCAUAGAUCAAUACACGCCUUCGCAGCUGAUCAUGAUCUCUCACGACCGCCUCGCGCAGUUCUGGGAAGGCUUCGGCCACAUCUCGUAUUACCAGCGUGUGGAUCUCGACAAGCUGAUGGAGUACCAUCCGUAA
This is a messenger RNA of Lecanosticta acicola, 1665 nucleotides long. NCBI's taxonomy places the organism in Eukaryota, Fungi, Ascomycota, Dothideomycetes, Mycosphaerellales, Mycosphaerellaceae. The record is from the annotation of a GenBank genome assembly.